GCACCACUACCUGUGUCAUUAUCCUGAGCUCACUGGUCGUUUUGGUCCACUUAUUCGCCUCUGGACACUACGCUUUGAAAGUAAGCACUCAUACUUUAAACAGUGUGCGAGAAAAUUGCACAACUUCAAGAAUUUGAGUGCUACAUUGGCAGAAAGACAUCAACUUCUUCAGGCUUACCUACAUGCUGGAAGCCCUUUCCCUGAAAAUGUUGUGGCAGAGAGGGGAAUAGAGUUUCAUGUUAAUGACUACAAUGAUGACAUUCAAGGAUCUGUUGCUGGUCUUAACUUUCAGCCAGGGAAUACAGUAGCAUGUAAUGAAGUGACCGUAAAGGGAACACUUUAUAAAAAAAACAUGCAUGUUGUUUUGCAGAAGAAUGAUGAGGGAAUUGUGUUUGGGAACAUUCAUUUAAUUAUUGUACAUGACAAUUGCGAUGUGUAUUUUGUCACAAAGAAAAGUCAGUCUUUUUGUCUUAUAGACCAGGGAGUUCAUUGCUUGAAACCACAAGAUCAAGGCUACCUAUGCAUAAAUCAAGACAGUCUACUGGAUUACUAUCCUCUGCCUGAGUAUUCAUUGUGUGGCUUGUCAGUAAUUGUUCUCCAUCAUUCCUUCCCAAUUUUAGAAUAAUGUCUGGAAUGAAAGAAGUCCUGAAAGAUGCUGUACUGUUGAUGUUGCCAAGCCUAUCUCCAGAUGUAACCAACCAGCUUGUUGAGAAGCUCAUGGACCAAGGUGUUGAAGGCUUGGAUGAUUUGGUUUAUGUAAAAGAAGAUGACAUUUUGGAGUUUAUAAGACCUAUCCAAUGCAGAAAACUUCUUAGUUCAUGGAAAAAUCAAGAACAUCAGAACUGCACAGUCGUACUGCCACCUGCUGAGGUUCUCCCCUCGGUUCCCCCCGAAACAAACACUACUCUUGGUUCACCUCCAUCAAGCUCCUCAAGGCCAACAUCAAGCAGUUUAGCAUCAGCCAGUGUCACACAUUCAUGGACUGAAAAUUUCCAAGUUCCCUGGAGCUUAAUGCCAGACGGUAUAAAGAGUGCUGUUGAGAAUGGACAGAGACCUUCUCCUUCUGAUCGAAGACAAAUGAUUAGAAUCCUUGCUGAUGAAAUGAGAAAACAUGACAAAAACCCCACCAGAUCACAGUGUCUUACUGUUAGUCGCAAAAUAGUGAGCCAGUAUCCAAAGUCUUUUGCUGACAUGUUGGGUGACAAGCAGGUUGGGGGUGGAUAUGAAUCUGUUCUUUCACAGCUGAAAGUACGCAUAGAGCACCUGAAUCGAACAAAUACACUAAGUCAUCAUAGGAUCCAAAGAAGUGACACCGGAACUACUAGAAAACGAAGUUCCACUGACUCGUAUGGUUGUACAAGAUGGCAGCCGGAUCUUCCACCUAGGGAAACUUAUGACAGUCUUGAAAUGAAACGUCAGAAGAUGGAGGAGAUGCAUCUUCAUGAAGGAAUCUCUGGAGCAGAGAGAGGAGACGUUUGCAAGCUCAUGGAGGAAACCUAUUGGCUUCAGCGUCACAUGAUCAAUGCAACCCCAUCCCCUACAAUUGCAGAUAUCAAAACUAAAUGGCCAUAUCUUUUCACACAGAGGCAUAUAUAUGGACAUUUUGAACAGCUUACUGACAAAAAAGUGCUCAGAUGUUUGGAAUUGUCUAUUCAGGAGUGUGGACAAAUCAUAAUUGAAUUUUUCAAAAGCAAACCAACCAAUGAUGACAUUCGAAGCAUUCUCUCCAGAGGUGAAAAUGAUGUGGAUGCCAUGGUCAUACAACUACUCCUUGCACACUUCAAAGAGAAGUUAGAUGGGGUUUUCCUUCAAGCAGAUGAAUUUGCAACUCCAUCUGAUGUCCAGCAUUCUCUUAAUUUGCCAGAGAGUCCACGCCUUAUAUUUCUUGGUCAAUCUCUGAGCAACCAGCGCUGGAUGUUGAGUUUGGAGGGUCAAGUUGUGUGUGAAGGAGCACAGCCCAACUUCAUCACUGGACUAGCAGCGCUGUUUGCCUCCUUCUAUAACUUCAAUUUACAGUACCAGGAAGAGGCAGCAUGCACCCUUGAGUUUGUUCAGAGACGCUUUGUUGACAUCAAUCCUGAACGUGGAUCAAAAGCAAAAAAAGGAAAAGUGACUUCAAAGAAAACUGGCCAAAUGAUGUUCCUGCAGCAGAACAGAUCACGUGUCAUCAUCGUCUCUGACCCGCAGGGGGCGCUGCAGGACAUGGAGCUGUUCACACUGAGAGUGACGUCACAGUGUUAUCAUGACGUGCCUUCGAUAACUCAAGCAUCUCAAACAUCACAGAAGCGUGGAUUUACUCUCAUUAGAGAUGUUGACUAA
Messenger RNA from Carassius gibelio (silver crucian carp), 2319 nucleotides. RefSeq lists its product as uncharacterized. Lineage: Eukaryota; Metazoa; Chordata; Actinopteri; Cypriniformes; Cyprinidae. The transcript is spliced from 6 exons. The coding region runs from base 625 to 2319 and encodes 564 amino acids. The record is from RefSeq and is a predicted model, not a curated record.